UCUCGUUUCCUGCCGUCCAAGAUCGUUUCGCGAUGGGAAGAGCCAACCUCCACACUUGCAAUUGGUUGAUCGCCUCCGAGAAGUGAAACGGCUGCUCGCGUUGCUCUCCAAAUCCCGUCGAAAUGGCGGCUCUCGCGGCCUCUAUUGGCCUUCGUCCUAAGCCUCCGAGCUCUCUCAAGUCUUUUCCUUAUACACUUUUUCGUAGGAUUCAGUGCUCCAUCGAGGAUCUCAAGGGCCAGAGAGUUGCGGUUGUAGGCCUAGGUGUUUCUGGGAGAGCCGCGGUUAAGCUUGCACUUUCUAGAGGUGCUUCUGUUCUUGCGAUUGAUAAAAAUGAGCAAAUGGUUCCUCUGGAGAGAGAUCCUCAGUUUGUGGAAUAUGCUGAUUUGCAAACCAUGCUUGGUUAUUGUGACAACAUGCACCUUGCUAAUGCAGAUAGAAUAGUUGUAUCUCCUGGGGUUCCCCUCCAGGAGUAUGACCUUUCCUCUUUGCUGCAUUCUGGAAAGCUAGUGAUGUCUGAACUGGACUUUGCAGCUGAAGCAUUGCCUCAGAGCAUGAAGAUUUUAGCAGUGACAGGAACAAAUGGAAAAUCCACCGUCACUACUUUUGCUGGACAGAUGCUUCAUCAUUUUGGCAUUGAAAUCUUUGUUGGAGGGAACCUUGGAAAGCCACUCUCAGAUGCUGCCUUCCUCUGUUUGCAUGCAAAUUCCAUUGAGGAUAUGAUUCAGGUUGCUGUGGUGGAGGUUAGUAGCUACCAGCUAGAAAUUCCAACCAAAUACUUCUCCCCAUCAGUUGCAGUCAUUCUAAAUCUCACUCCUGAUCAUCUAGAGAGGCACAAGACGUUGAAGAAUUAUGCUGAAACAAAAUGCCGUUUGUUUUCUCAUUUGAAGCAUAACAAGCUUGCGAUCCUCCCCGUUGGAAAUCAAUACAUGGAGGAAGCUUACAGCAAAUAUACUGAUAAGUGCAAUCUAGCUUGGAUUGAAGGAAACCCAGGCAUUAAGACUGAUUUUGGGUCAAAGGUCGCCACAUUUAGCUUUCCUACAACUGGGAUUGUGACACAUCUACAACUAGGAGAUCUAAAGGCAAUAGGGGCCCACAAUCAUAGUAAUGCAGCUGUGGCUGCAUUUUCAGUUCUUGGGUUGGAUGUUGGAAUUGAUUGUGACUUCAUUAAAUCCACAGUGGGUAUUCUCAGUAUUCUGCCACAUCGGAUGCAAGUAGUUUGCAUAGAUGCACAUGGAAUAACAUGGGUGAAUGACAGCAAGGCAACAAAUGUUGAAUCAACCUUGACAGGAUUAAAGGGUUUAAAAGAACAUAAUGCUGUUGUUCUUCUUGGUGGUGUUGCAAAGGCUUUGAAUGAUCGAGAAUCCAAUGGUUUUGAACAACUAAUAGACGAUCUUAAACACCACAAAGGUGUUAUCACGUUUGGAUCAUCAGGUGCAAUGAUCCAGAAAACACUCUGUGAUGGUGGUCUAGAAGUUCCUUGUGUCAGAGCCAUGAAUCUUAAACAAGCUGUGGAUAUUGCCAAAAACAUGGCAACAUAUGGUGGUGAGAAAGCAAAUGAGUCUAAUCAGGGACCUUGCAGUGCAAGUGUAAUGAUCUCAGGUGCAAAUUUCUUGAAAUCAUGCCCGUGAGUCAAUCAUGUUUCUAGAGCUUCUAAUUACAAUCACAAUACAGGUAUUUGUUAUAUUAUUUCCGUCAAUCAUGAAAUUAUUUUUCAUUGUCAUGUGUACAAUACAAUAAUACUUACAAAGGUAUGCUUCAAACAAUAUAACUCAUUUUGUCAGUGAAGUUCUCUUUGAUUUCCUGCUCUUCUGAUGUAGUAUGAUGGCAGCACAGUAUCAGAUACAUUAAUAAUCAUAAUAUGAUAAUGGAAUCUUAUUGUUCAUCAUGUUUAAGAAUUGUCCAAAUGUUCUUAGAAAUUGGUUCCUCGUGAAUUUAUGGUAAAAUCUUGAAAUUUCUUCUCCCUUGAAGCAAUCGACUGUUAAAAAUGCAUGUGUCACAGUGAGGAAUAUACCAAUGUCAAUAUGCAUGUAUUUGUGUUCGAAUCCCUUGUUUGUAGGAUGUUGGAGGCCUUCCACAACAGUUGUAGGGGAUGGCUUGAGGAGGGGUGACAAUCUCCUCUCGGAUGAAGUGGAUCCAGAGUGGGUUCAGGUUAUGGACAAGGAGGGGUCGAAAGCUAGGAGAAAGCCUCCUAAGAACGUCCCUUCAGUCCCGUUUUUCCUAUCAAUUGCUCGGAGUAAGAAGAAGAAGACCCUUCAUACCAGCGACAAUGUUGUUGAUGCAGCGAAUCUCUCGCCUCCAUCCUCUGAACUUGUUUAUUUUAUCCUAGAAUUGCAGUGGUGCAAUCGUGUGGGAGGGUCGCGUGUGACUUAGUGCCCUCACAAAAUCUUAGUCACACUGGAGAGUCAUCUGUUGAGGACCACAACCUUGCCUUUUUCCGAAAGCUAGGAUCUGCUUGAGAGGGUGACGUCAUCCCUGCCAAUGGAUGCUCUAGUGACAUUAUAGUGGUAUGGAGAACUGCUUCGGUCAAGGCGACACCUGGUAAAUUUCCUCAAUGUCUUAAUAUCAUCCUGGAAACACCAGGUGUGCCUUCUUGCCUUUUUUUUUGUGUUUUUUCCAUGGUUUAUUCCAGUACUUUGGUUGUCGUUGUGACCUUUAGAAUAUAUUUAUGGA
Musa acuminata AAA Group (dessert banana) is the source of this 2670-nucleotide messenger RNA. RefSeq lists its product as uncharacterized. The coding region runs from base 123 to 1628 and encodes 501 amino acids. NCBI's taxonomy places the organism in Eukaryota, Viridiplantae, Streptophyta, Magnoliopsida, Zingiberales, Musaceae. The record is from RefSeq and is a predicted model, not a curated record. Gene Ontology annotation, cellular component: cytoplasm. Gene Ontology annotation, biological process: regulation of cell shape; biosynthetic process; cell division. Gene Ontology annotation, molecular function: ATP binding; UDP-N-acetylmuramoylalanine-D-glutamate ligase activity. The transcript has 14 exons.